This is a messenger RNA of Caenorhabditis briggsae, 684 nucleotides long. The coding region runs from base 1 to 684 and encodes 227 amino acids. The record is from RefSeq and is a predicted model, not a curated record. NCBI's taxonomy places the organism in Eukaryota, Metazoa, Nematoda, Chromadorea, Rhabditida, Rhabditidae. The transcript has a single exon.
AUGGAGGAGCAGAGGACCCUGGAGCCGAGGACCCAGGACCCAAGGACCCAAGGACCCAAGGACCCAAGGACCCAAGGACCCAAGGACCCAAGGACCCAAGGACCCAAGGACCCGAGUUCCCGAGUUCCCGAGGAUCCAAGGACCAAGGACGCGAGGACCCGAGGACCCAGGUCACCCGGAUCCAGGACCCAGGAUUCAGAUCACCCGGACCCAGGUCACUCGCAUCCAAGACCCAGGAUCCAGGUUACGCAGAUCCAUGUCUCCCGGAUUCAGGUCACAUGGAUUCAGGACACCCGGAUCCAGAACCCAGGUUCCAGGUCACCUAGAUUCAGGUCACCCGGAUCCAGGUCCCUCGGAUCCAGGUCACCCGGAUUUAGGUCACCCGGAUCCACGUCACCAGGAUUCAGGUCACCCAGAUCCAGGACACCCGGAUCCAGGUCACCCGGAUCCAGAACCCAGGGACCAGGUCACCCGGAUCAUCGGAUCAUCGGAUCAUCGGAUCAUCGGAUCAUCGGAUCAUCGGAUCAUCGGAUCAUCGGAUCAUCGGAUCAUCGGAUCAUCGGAUCAUCGGAUCUCCGGAUCUCCAGAUCACCAGGUCACCGGAUCUCUGGACCACCGGGUCUGCGGAUCACCGGAUCACCGGAUCCAUUCACCUCUCUGGAGCCCAGAGAACACGAUAACUGA